UCUACCUCCGCGACACGCAACUUCUCGUGCGUGCGUAACGUGUUGUCAAACGAUGAACCAAUCAGAGAACACGGUGGCGGCUGCCCGGGCUUCAGUUGCACCCUGCAAGCCAGGGGACGCCGUCGUUUAGUACAGCGCAUGCCGGCUGACGGCUCCUCCUGAAUUGGACUGAUACCGGGGCUGGAAGUGCAAACAUUUCAGUUAUCGUUUUUUGUGGUCGUCUUCUUGCACCAAAUAUAUAUUUUUAUUAAAACGACGCCGGUGUUGCGUGUGUAAAUUAAGGAUGCUGACCGAUAUGAUUGUGGAGGAAGAAUUCGAAAUCAAGGAAGAGGAGCCCUGGUAUGACAAGCGAGACCUUGAACACGAUCUGCACCUGGCAGCAGAGCUGGGGAAAACUCUUCUGGAUCGCAACAAAGAGCUGGAACAGGGCCUUCAGCAGAUGUACUCCACCAACCAAGAGCAACUACAGGAGAUAGAGUACCUGACCAAGCAGGUGGAGGUCCUCCGGCAGGUCAACGAGCAGCACGCCAAGGUGUACGAGCAGCUGGACGCGACCUCCAGGGACCUGGAGCAGACCAACCACCGGCUGGGCCUGGACAACCGCGGCGCCCAGCAGAAGAUCCAGAGACUGACGGAGGCAGCGGAGGGGCUUCAGAGCCAGGCCGAGGAGCUGCAGCGGGAGCUGGAGGACGUGAAGAACAGCCCCCCCCAGCGGACCACGCCCCCCGGGGACCCCCGUAGCACCCACAGCGUGUCCUGCCUGCAGGAGCUGCAGAGCACCCUCAGGUACGGCGACCGCGACGGCUCCUCAGACGACCUCCACGCCGCGUCGUCCAAGCUGGAGUGGCGCGAGGAGGAGCAAGCGUCGCUGCGCCGCUCCCUCCGGGCCCUCCAGACCCAGCUGGCCAACGAGAGGGCUGGCAGGGAGGAGGCGGAGCGCGAGGCCGACGUGCUGGCCAAUGAGAACGCGGCGCUGGAGCGGCAGCUGGACGUGAUGGAGGGGUGCCGGGCCCAGCUCGCCGAGGUGGAGUGCGAGGCGGCGGAGCUGCGGCUGCUCUGGCGCACGGAGCGCUCCGCCCGCUCCGCUGGCCGCGGGAUGGGCCACGCCCACGCGGCCCCGCCCACCGCGCUGUUCCACAACCACGAGGACGAGGAAGACGAGGACCACGAUGAGGACGACGACGACGACGGGGGGGAUCUCGUGGCGGCGGCGGGCAGCGGCACGCACCAGAGGCCGGCGCCCGCCGGCGCCUCCGCAAAGCGGGCCCGGGCGCGGCGCUCGGAGGCGGUGAAGUACCGCGGCAUCUCGCUGCUCAACGAGGUGGACGCGCAGUACAGCGCCCUGCAGGUGAAGUACGAGGAACUGCUGCAGCGCUGCGGGGCUCCUCCCAGGGCCCCGGACGGUGAGGGCCACAGCCACAAGGCCAUCCAGACCGCCACCGCCGCCACCGCCGCCCCCGCCGCCCCCGCCGCCCCCGCCGCCCCCGCCGCCGCCGCCGCCCCCGGUCGCCACGCCUCUUUGGGGGCCGCCUGCACGGACGAUAUCCAGCAGCCGGAGUACAAGGCGCUCUUCCAGGAGAUCUUCGACUGUAUUCAGAGAACCAAAGAGGACCUGAGUGGGGCCAGGGGGGGGUCCACCACACCCUGCUGCUGAUCUGCUUCUUCUUUUUCUUCAUUUUUUUUUUUUACACGAUUGCUUAAAAAAAAAAAAUAUAUAUAAAAAAAAAAAUGUAAGCAUUGUGUACAGCCUGUGCUGAUGCACUCGGCCACACGGGGAGGUCACUAUUUAUUGUUAUUGACUCUUAUGCCAGCCCGGAGCUGGAACCUACUGUACGGUGAAUACAAAAAAGAAAAAAGUCUGUGGGGCUCAGAAGUUGGAUGAGAGCGAUGCGGAGGGAAUCAAGACGGCGACACCAACUUAAUUGGGUGAUUUGUCUCGUGCUUUUUUUUUGUUGCACAGAAACACCAGUGCCUAACGUCUUCCUGAUCGAACCAUCGCUCUACCUCAGCCUAUGAGCACUACUUGACAAACAGCCAAUAAGCUCCUUGGGAUAUUCUCUAGAGAGAAAAAAAAAAACAUAGUCACUGAGCUGUAAGCUUAUAAUUCUUGCUUCUUUGACCUACUUAGAAGCGAAA
Messenger RNA from Gadus macrocephalus (Pacific cod), 2136 nucleotides. RefSeq names its product cerebellar degeneration-related protein 2-like. NCBI's taxonomy places the organism in Eukaryota, Metazoa, Chordata, Actinopteri, Gadiformes, Gadidae. The transcript has 6 exons. The record is from RefSeq and is a predicted model, not a curated record. The coding region runs from base 284 to 1654 and encodes 456 amino acids.